Molecule: messenger RNA, 898 nt
Organism: Nomascus leucogenys (northern white-cheeked gibbon)
Lineage: Eukaryota; Metazoa; Chordata; Mammalia; Primates; Hylobatidae
Source: RefSeq, a predicted model, not a curated record
UUUGGCCGCAAAACCCGGGCUUGGGCAGCGUGGCGUCGGGGUCGAGUGUGGUGUCCCCGUUGGCGCCGCCAACUCUGCGCCUGGGCUUCCCCUCGGCUCACUCAGGACCCGCGGCCUCCGUGUCCUUCAGGUGCAGCGGGGAGCCGGCUCUCAGGGCGCAUGCGCCGUCCGCUCUGCGCCACCGGCCUAGAUAGGGUCGGAGAUCACUGGGAUGAUGCGCUGCCUGACCACGCCUCUGCUGCGGCGGGCCCUGACCCAGGCUGCACAUGCAGGACCUCCUGGUGGCCGGAGCCUCCACAGCAGUGCAGUGGCAGCCACCUACAAGUAUGUGAACCUGCAGGAGCCCGAGAUGGACAUGAAGUCAGUGACUGACCGGGCAGCCCGGACCCUGCUGUGGACUGAGCUCUUCCGAGGCCUGGGCAUGACCCUGAGCUACCUGUUCCGGGAACCGGCCACCAUCAACUACCCAUUCGAGAAGGGCCCGCUGAGCCCUCGCUUCCGUGGGGAGCAUGCGCUGCGCCGGUACCCAUCCGGGGAGGAGCGUUGCAUUGCCUGCAAGCUCUGCGAGGCCAUCUGCCCCGCCCAGGCCAUCACCAUCGAGGCUGAGCCAAGAGCUGAUGGCAGCCGCCGGACCACCCGCUAUGACAUCGACAUGACCAAGUGCAUCUACUGCGGCUUCUGCCAGGAGGCCUGCCCCGUGGAUGCCAUCGUCGAGGGCCCCAACUUUGAGUUCUCCACGGAGACCCAUGAGGAGCUGCUGUACAACAAGGAGAAGCUGCUCAACAAUGGGGACAAGUGGGAGGCCGAGAUCGCUGCCAACAUCCAGGCUGACUACCUGUAUCGGUGAUGCCCCACCGGCCCGCAGCCCCUGCUGCCCAAUAAAACCGCUCCGACCCCA